AUGGCUCAGGCUAUGCCGAAUCAGCCUAACACUGCAGGGAAUGAAGCAAACCGUAAGUUGAGCACAUUUCAGAGGGAGAACCUGCCUACCUUCAAGAGCAGGCAUGAUCCUGAUGGUGCACAGGCUUGGAUCAAAGAUAUUGAGAGGAUUUUCCGACUGUUGGAUAGCUCUGGGUGCAGAAGAGUGUUCGCAUUGAGUGGAUCAUAUGGUUUCAAGAAGGAUAACUUGAUUCGAGCUACUUGUUUUAUAAACAAUGUUGAGUUAAUUGCUAUUAUUGAUAUUGGUGUUACUCAUUCAUUUAUCUCACUUGAAUAUGCUAUUAAGUUGGAAUUAAAAUUACCUGAUAUGAAUGGUAAAAUGGUGAUGGACACUCCUGCUAGUGGUUCUGUCACUACUACUUAUGUUUGUUCAAGAUGCCCCCUAACUAUCUUUGGUAAACGUUUUGGGAUGGAUUUGGCGUGUUUACCCCUACACCAAAUUGAUGUUAUCCUAGGAAUGAGCUGGUGGGAAUUUAACUAUGUUCAUAUCACUUGUUAUACCAAAAUUGUGAUGUUUCCUGACUUUAGUGGUGACGGAGGGCUGAUGUUUUUGUCGGCUAAACAAGUGGGAGAGCUACUCGAGGAUGAAGCGGUGAUACUUGCUAUGUUUGCAUCACUGCAAGUCGAUGGCGAGGCUACAAGUGUUGAUUUUCUUGUUGUUUAUGAAUUUCCAAAUGUGUUUCCUAGUGACAUCAGUGAUUUACCUCUGGAACGUGAGAUAGAUUUUACCAUUGAACUAGUUCUAGGUACGAGUCUGAUGCCGAUGGCUCCUUAUAGGAUGUCAGCUUCAGAAUUACGUGAAUUGAAGAAACAAUUGGAAUAG
Molecule: messenger RNA, 861 nt
Organism: Vicia villosa (hairy vetch)
Lineage: Eukaryota; Viridiplantae; Streptophyta; Magnoliopsida; Fabales; Fabaceae
Exons: 2
Coding region: 1-861 (286 amino acids)
Source: RefSeq, a predicted model, not a curated record